This is a messenger RNA of Solanum pennellii, 730 nucleotides long. RefSeq lists its product as uncharacterized. Gene Ontology annotation, cellular component: cytoplasm; nucleus. The coding region runs from base 81 to 431 and encodes 116 amino acids. The record is from RefSeq and is a predicted model, not a curated record. The transcript has a single exon. Lineage: Eukaryota; Viridiplantae; Streptophyta; Magnoliopsida; Solanales; Solanaceae.
UCUUCUUCUUCACCGUAUUCACAUUUCCCCUCUUUCGAGCCCUAAUUUCUCUCUCCCAAAUACAAAUCUCCGAUCCAAUCAUGUCAAUUAACCACCGGACUUCCACCGGAGACCGUCGGAAUCCUAGUCGUUUACAGCGUCGAGCACCGGCAUCGAUUCAAAUCAACCGACCGACCGAUUGGAAUGUGGCUAUACCUCUUUUAUCGCCGUUGAUUACUUCUCCGGCUUCUCCUGAUGCCGGAAAUCUGAAAUCGGUGAUUAAUCGUCUCUCUAAUUCUAAUUCUAAUUCUAAUUCGAGUAAUAGUAAGAAAGAGGAAGUGAAGAAAGAGUUGCCGGUGUUUAAGAAGUGGCAACAUCCAGCGGCGCCGUUUUGUCAUGAACCGGCGCCGUUGAUUCAGUUUUUGUGUACAGGAACCGCCGAUAGACGGUGAAAUUUAUCAUAGAUCUAAAAAAAAACUGAAUCUCUUAAUUUCAAAAGUAUAGAUAGAUAUCUGAUUGAAGCUUUUGAUACAAAUUGUUGAUAGGUUUUUUUCUAUUAGGAUGCAGAAUUUGUAUAAUUAGAUUAUUAACAAAGUUAUGAAAACUGAUUAAGGAAAAAUUAUCUCUCUCUUUUUUUUUUGUUUCCAUUAAUUACUUCGAUGAGAUGAUCAUGUGAAAGUGUAAAUCACAGCUGUCACUUUUUGUUUUUUUUGCUUUAGAACAAAUUAAAUGACAAUGUUUGUUUGACCAA